AUGCGGGAUUUGCAUUCUGGUCUAUCAAACGGACUCAAAACAAGAGAUAAUAAGACCAAAGCCCCGAUUGAUCGGAUGGUCGCUCGAGGUACUCGAAACAAUCGCGAUACUUGGGCAGGGGACUUGGGUAUGUGGAAAGUCCGCGGGGCAGCCGUCCAAGACAAAGCAAAAUACACCAAGAAUACCAAGCAAUACAAGAAUUGCUUCCGAGUACGAAGCUUCCGGGUUGGUCUUGUCGCCUUGGCAAUGCAUUUUUUGACUUUCUUAUUGGGGCCAGCGCUUCAUCUCGAAAUUGAUGAAGUCACACCGCAUUGA
This is a messenger RNA of Penicillium chermesinum, 315 nucleotides long. RefSeq lists its product as uncharacterized. NCBI's taxonomy places the organism in Eukaryota, Fungi, Ascomycota, Eurotiomycetes, Eurotiales, Aspergillaceae. Bases 1 to 315 code for a protein of 104 amino acids. The transcript has a single exon. The record is from RefSeq and is a predicted model, not a curated record.